Messenger RNA from Striga hermonthica, 1308 nucleotides. Lineage: Eukaryota; Viridiplantae; Streptophyta; Magnoliopsida; Lamiales; Orobanchaceae. The record is from the annotation of a GenBank genome assembly.
AUGUCGCGUGCGUCGUCGGUCACCGCAGUUGCUUCCUCCUCCCUUCAUCUCCACUAUCCUCACCAUCAAGGUGAUCGAUCUGUCUCUGAAGAAAUUGAUGCUUUAUGGCAUAUGAGCAUGAGAUCAAGGGAACAAAUGGAAUCUGGACCUUAUCCAGUACGUGAAGGCGAACCGGAUUGUUCGUAUUACAUUCGAACAGGUCUAUGCAGAUUUGGGACAACAUGUAGAUUUAACCACCCUCCUAACAGGAAACUGGCUAUUGCCACGGCAAGGGUGAAAGGCGAGUAUCCAGAAAGAAUAGGACAACCUGAAUGUCAGUAUUACUUAAAAACGGGGACCUGCAAAUACGGAGUCACUUGCAAGUUUCAUCAUCCUAAAGACAAAGCCGGGAUUGCUGGAAGAGUUGCCUUAAAUGUUUUGGGAUACCCUCUUCGCCCGGAUGAAACUGAAUGUGCAUAUUAUUUGAAAAAUGGGAUAUGCAAAUUUGGAAGCACUUGUAAAUUCCAUCAUCCUCAGCCAUCGAAUAUGAUUGUUUCUUUACGUGGUUCUGCUGUAUAUCCUGCUAUUCAUUCUCCAACAAACAGCCAGCUGUCAUAUCCUUUAUCGAGAGCUUCUUUUAUAGCCAGUCCACGGUGGCAAAGCCCUUCAAGUUAUGCACAGCUGGUUAUGCCUCAAGGAAUGGUAUCUGUCCCAGGAUGGAACACUUACACUGGUCAGAUGAGUUCAGUUUUAUCUUCAGAAUUCCAAAAUCCUACAACUGGAAAUGACCAGGAUGAUGGUACAUCGCACCAGGAUGAAACUGGAGGUGUGGGAUCUCAAUUUCAUUCUCGUACCGUACCAAUUGGAAAUUCCGAGCAGACGGACGUUCGCCGGAAAAUUUUCCGGCCAGACACGCGCCCUCACGCGCCGGCGCGUGAGACAGACAACAGAGAGAGCGACGGCGCGUGUCCCACACACGCGCGGAAUCUGCCGGCGAUACUUCACCGGACGGCCGUUCCGGUGAUGGCGAGUCCAACGGGAGAGCCGCUAUGUGUAUUCUAUUCCCGGUAUGGAAUCUGCAAGUUUGGUCCAAGCUGCAAAUUUGACCACCCUAUGAGGGUUUUCUCGUACAAUGCGGCUGCAUCAUCAUCAUCGACUAACUCCCCAGCUGUUCGACAUUUCUUGGCGUCAUCAUCAUCAGGAAAUGUGGCACUAAGUUUCUCAGCAGAUGGGCUUGCAGAAGCUGGCUCCUCAAACAACAGACGAUUAUCUUUGUCUGAGCCUACUAGACAGAAAUCCUCGGGUGACAAUAACAUUGACUCAGAGUGA